GUUUCCGGUAAACAUGAGUUGCGUCCCCUGUUCCCUGGCGACGGCAAUACUACCAACGACGGCGAAGGUUGCUAAAGCUGAGGGAUAUCUGUAAACUUUAGGAACAGUAUCCAAUAACCAACGAAGAUGCCGCACCCACGCUCCGCUCGCUCUGACAUGAGCGAUGCUGAUAUGGAAGGACUUCAGGAGCAAGAGCUCAUUAAACUGCAGCGCAGUUACCGCAACAUGGAGGGUGACAGAGCUGCCUACACUGAGGAGUCUCAGAAUCUUAUUCGUAAACAGAAAUCUGAGGUCAGGCAACUGGAGGGUGAGAAGCAAGAGCUGCUGAAAGAAUUGCGAUUGGCUGAGUCUCGCUCCAACCAGAACAAAGAUGAGGACAACACAGAUACCCUUGUCACUCUUCUUGAAGCCAAAGACAAGACUGAGGAUGAAAUGAAAGAAGAGGAAGACAUGCAGAGAGAGCUAGAUGCAAAGAUCAGGGAGUGGGAGAAAAAGAUAAAGAAUCAGCACAAGAACAUGGGUGGUGUGCACAUGAGCUCACAGCACACGACACAGAUGCAGAAAACACAGAGAGUCCUGGACAAUCGUCUUGAUCAGUCCAAGAAGCGAUUCAAUGACUGUCUGAGCCAGAAUGCCAAGCUGAGAGACGAGAUUGAGAGCCACCGCACGGAACACCGUAGGUUUGAGAAUUUGUACAAGAAACUGGAAAAGGAGCUGAAGAACUUGAGAAAAGAGAUGGCAGAAAUUAUCGAGUCUUCCACUUCAGCUUAUGAUGCAAGAGAUGAUGCUCAGGCCAAGAUGAUCAUCCUGAAGGAGAAGGCUGACAAGGACGUGCAGCAACACAACACCGAGAUGAAGGAGCUGGUCCGUAUCAUCGACCACGACAGGAAGCUCAAGGAGUUCAUGGGGAUCAAAGGUCAAGAGAGGCAGGAGGACCCUCAGCUUGUCGCUUGGAGGCAGCGCAAAGAAGCCCUGGAGGCUGAGAAGAAGAAGGAGAGCCAAGAAGACUCUGUGGAGACGUACGAGGAAGCCUUCCAGCGAAUCCGUGCCAUGACAGGGGAGGAUGACAUUGAUGUUCUCGUCAACCGGUUCAUCGAGGUGGAGGACACGAACUUUGCCCUCUUCAACUAUGUUAAUGAGCAGAACAACGAGAUUGAAAAGCUGAAUGAGGAAAUAUUUGCUAUUCAGCUAGACAUUGAGAACUUCAAGGAUCAAGGCAUUGAGCUGGAGAGUCAGAGGAAGGUCAUCCUGAAAAAUCUGGAAGAAAGACAGAGCAAAGCAACUCAGGAUGCAGAUGAAUAUGAACAAAAAUAUAAGGAGGUUUCCAAAAUUCUGGAUCAACUCAAAGCAGGUAUUGACUCCUUGUUCAACAAGAUCAACUGCGAUAGGUCAGCCAUUGAUGACAUGCUGGGGGCAUCUACUGGUGUCAGUGACAGCAACAUGCUACAGUAUCUGGGUAUCAUUGAACAGAGGACAAAUGAACUCCUUGCUAUCCAGACAUACGUUAGUUCCAAGGAUCAAGAGAAAUAUGACCCCAAGGCACCUGGGCUUCUUGGUGAAGGACCUGGCGCUCCUCAGCAACAGUUUCCCAUUUUGGCUCCAGCUGUUGGGGAUGAAUAUGAAAGUGAAGGCAGUGAGGGAGAGGAGGAAGAAGCACGACCUUUCACCCGCAAUGAACUCCAAGCCAAGGUACUCAAGACCGUGGAGAAGCGGGAGACUGCAGCAAAGAAGGAAGGCUUCAAGUAUGACUUGUCAGGAGCAAGAGAAAAGGCUCAGAAAAACCAGAAAAAAGAUGGGAAGAAAUAGAUGAAAAACCAUGUGAAACAAGGAACAAAAACAUCGUCAUUGCCUUGAAAAGUGAAAAGAGAUUGUUCUGAUUUUUUGUGUUCCAUAUUUAAAAUUAGCAACACAUCAAAGUAAUGUUUUUGGUAUAACACAUGUUUUUACAUCAGUGCAGCAGUACAAGUUUACUUUUGUGAAUUACUUACUAUGGAAUGUUAAAGUUUAACUGAGAAUACUUUACCUUCAUAUCUUACCAUGCGUUUGUCCAUUUUGAGAGAUAUACAAACAUCUCAACUGGCAAACCUUUCAUGUGUUUAUUAUACUAUUGAGAUGUUAUUGUUAUUAACCUUUUCUUAUUUGUCCCAUAAGGCAGUGUUUUUUAUUUAAAGCCUUAAAAGGAUAGCUGGAAAAUGUGGAAGGGGUAAGACUUGUACAUAAAAUAAAUUGUGAGAGAGCUGUAGCACUUUUAAGUUACAUAGAGCAAAGAUACUUAAAGCGCCUGUGUACGUAUUCUUUCUCUCCUUUAAAAAAAAAUAAAAGCAAGCUAUAUGAAAAUGAUUUUGUAAUGGUGUGUUUACCUUGUGAUUUUAGGCGAGAAAAAUAAAUCACAGUUAAUUUGAAU
Aplysia californica (California sea hare) is the source of this 2404-nucleotide messenger RNA. Its product is annotated as coiled-coil domain-containing protein 63. Lineage: Eukaryota; Metazoa; Mollusca; Gastropoda; Aplysiida; Aplysiidae. The record is from RefSeq and is a predicted model, not a curated record. Gene Ontology annotation, biological process: cilium movement; outer dynein arm assembly. Gene Ontology annotation, cellular component: axoneme.